AUGUCGAAGGUCCCGCUGCUGAUGCGCUCGUCGCCCGCCCAGGGCACCGGCUCCUACGGCGCUCUGCCCGUCCAGAUGCUGAGCACCAGCGCCGAGAGCUCUGCCGACGAGGGCAUGCGCGACCUCGACCACGCAGUUCGCUCGGGCAAGCGCAAGGCCACCAGUCGCCUACGCGAGGCUGACACCAUAACGGAGGACGACCCCGAGUCGAGCAAGUCGACGCGCAGUCGCUUUGCUUCGACUGGUCGGCUGCUGGACCGCAAGGGCUCCAGGCGCAGCCGCAGGAAGAGCUUGCCAAAUUUCAACCUGCCCGACGAGCACCCCACCGCCGUCGAGGCGUGGGUAGGCAAUCUGGACGAAGAGAUGGAAUCUGACGAAGACAUGCGCUCAGACUCGGGCCGUUCGAAUUCGGAUUCAGGCCACUCCGACAGCUCUGAGGCCAUAAACAUCGACGGUCCCGAGGGCAGUGCCGACGCCGGGGAAGGAUCCCAGAACAAGGCGGCUGAGGAGAGCCCUGCAGACGACUCGCCCUAUCCCCAGGUGCGAGCGGCGGUGCGGCCCUCUGACGACACCUCUCUGUCUAUCAAUACCCCCCGGAUGUGGACCUUGUCCAUGCUCUUCUCCAUCCUCGGCUCCUCGACCAAUUUGUUCUUUUCUCUCAGAUACCCUAGCGUUAGCAUCACGCCGGUCAUCGCGCUCCUGCUUGUCCACCCUCUUGGCCUGCUGUGGGAUCAGCUUUUGAAACGUCCCGACGACCCUGCUGAGGUUUUCACGAAUGGAUCCAUCCAACACAGGGCUGCAGACUCGCAAGAAUACGGCGUUUCAAACGGCGCGAUUGGCCUCAGAGACCACGAUGGAGAUCGCAACGGGGAAAAGGGCCGGAGUUGGGCACGCAGUCUUCGGCUGUGGCUCGCGCAAGGAAGGUGGAACGAAAAAGAGCAUUGCUGCGUGUACAUCAGCAGUAACGUCUCGUUUGGAUUUGCUUUUGCUACCGAUGUCAUCGUCGAGCAGUCUAUGUUCUAUCACCAAAAGCUCACCAUCACCUAUCAAAUCCUCCUCACUAUUUCCACUCAGGUCCUGGGGUAUGCUCUUGCAGGUCUUACCCGACGCUUCCUUGUCCGACCCAGCGGAAUGAUCUGGCCCGGCACCUUGAUUUCAACAUCCAUGUUUUCCACCCUGCAUAAGCAAGACAAUGCACCAGCGAACGGAUGGCAUAUCUCACGCAUGAGGUUCUUCCUCUAUAUUUUCUUGGGGUCCGCGGCAUUCUAUUUCCUCCCGGGCCUGCUUUUCCCUGCUCUGAGCUAUUUCAACGUCAUCACAUGGUUUGCGCCCAAGAACGUCGUCGUUGCGAAUUUGUUCGGUGUUGCCUCUGGUCUCGGAUUGUUUCCUAUGACGUUCGAUUGGUCGCAGAUUGCGUACAUUGGCUCCCCGUUGGUUGUGCCUUUCUGGGCUGCUCUCAACAUUGUCGGAGGCCUGGUGGUGGUCAUGUGGUUCAUGGCUCCCAUCAUGUACUACAUGAACGUCAUGUAUUCGUCCUACAUGCCAAUCUUGUCGGCCGCCGUCUUCGACAACACUGGUAAGCCAUACGAUGUCAGCAAGAUUCUCACCGACAACUUCCUUUUCGACGAGAAGGCCUACGAGAAUUACAGCCGUGUGUUCCUGCCAAUAACCUAUGUGUUGAGCUAUGCGCUACAAUUUGCAGCUCUCACUGCGCUGCUCACACAUACUGCGUGUUGGCACGGAAAGGAUAUUCUGCGGCAAUGGAAAGCAUCCUGGAAAGAGAUCAAAGGACAGAGCGAGCAGCCCGCGUAUCAGCAAGUCCCUCAGGAAGAACGGUCCCUGCGCCACAAGAAGUCGACCCGUAGCAUGACAGCCUCCAUGCCCGACCUGGACAAUAUGAUGGGUGCGGAGGAUGUCCACAACCGGUUAAUGAGGAGAUAUAAAGAUGCGCCGAUGUCGUGGUACCUCUUGACAGGUGUCCUUAUGACCGCCAUUGGCAUGUUUGUGGUGGAAUACUACCCCAUCCACCUGCCUUGGUACGGUCUAUUGCUCGCGCUAGGCAUUUGCACCCUCCUCUUCAUCCCCAUCGGCAUCGUCAUGGCGAUUACCAACCAGCAAAGCAGCCUUUACCUUAUCUGUCAGCUCAUCUGCGGUGUGAUCUUCCCUGGACGACCGGUUGCGAACAUGGUGUUUGUGACGUACGGCUACAUCACGUCCACUCAAGGCCUGAAGUUUUCGUCGGAUCUCAAACUUGGCCACUACAUGAAAAUCCCGCCAAGGAUUCUUUUCGCGCUCCAACUCGCAGCAACGGUUGUGUCCAGCCUUACGCAGAUUGGCGUUUUGAACUGGAUGCUAGGGAACAUCCCUGGCAUCUGCACGCCAGAGGCCAUCAACGGCUUCAACUGCCCAAUCGCCCGGGUUCACUUCAACGGAAGCAUUCUCUGGGGUGUCGUUGGCCCGGCGAGGUUUUUCGGCCCUGGAGCGUUGUACCGACCGCUCGUCUGGGCGUUCCUACUCGGCGCCGUCACACCUGUCGGGGUGUGGCUCCUCGGGCGGAGGCAGAAGCAUAGCGUUUGGCGAAAGGUCAACCUUCCGGUGCUCUUUGGCAGUCUAAGCUGGAUUCCGCCGGCAACAGGUCUCAAUUUCUCGGUCUGGGCCGUGGUUUGCUGGAUCUUCAACGACUUCAUCCGAACUCGCCAUAACGCGUGGUGGAAGAAAUACACCAUGACGCUGUCGGCAGCGCUUGACUCGGGUGUCGCGGUCGGCGUGGUCAUCGUAUUCUUCGCGGUCAUAUACCCGGGUUUCAACAAGGGAUUCAGCUGGUGGGGCACCGAAAUCUUCAAGCAGGGCUGCGAUUGGCAUGCAUGCUCGUACAAGACCGUCGAACCCGGAGAUCGCUUCGGCCCCGACACAUGGUGA
Molecule: messenger RNA, 2919 nt
Organism: Diplodia corticola
Lineage: Eukaryota; Fungi; Ascomycota; Dothideomycetes; Botryosphaeriales; Botryosphaeriaceae
Product: sexual differentiation process protein isp4
Exons: 6
Coding region: 1-2919 (972 amino acids)
Biological process (GO): transmembrane transport
Molecular function (GO): oligopeptide transmembrane transporter activity
Source: RefSeq, a predicted model, not a curated record